AUGGAAUUUGAAGUUUCCAUCUUUGAUUCAAGUCAUUGUGAUAGAGAAUACGUAGAGUAUCUUUACGAGGACGAGGACGAGGAAGAGGAAGAGGAAGGGACUACUCAUUUUGAAUGCAUUGUUAGACCAUAUUGCCUUUCGAAAGGUUUUAUGAUACUGCCUCAACAAUUUGGAAUUGCAAAUGGUCUCACCAACAAGAAGUGUGCGUUGAUUGUAAGAGAUGAAAGACAAAGGUCGUGGAAUUUAAAGCUAAGUUCCAGCAGUAUUCGUGCUCGAGUCUAUAUUGGAGGUGGAUGGCGUAAAUUUGCUGAGGAAAACUUUUUAAAGGAAGGAGACCGUUUAAUGUUUGAGAUUGUUACUAAUGGAGAAACACCAAUAUGGAAAUUUCGAGUUGUUACUCAUGGAGAAACUCCAAUGAAAAAGUCUCAAGAUGAGGAUGAGGACGAGGACGAGAAUAAAGAUGAGACUACUUAUGACAAGUCUUUUGGUCAACCUCAUUUUGAAUGCAUUAUUAGACAAUAUUGUCUUUCGGAAGGUUUUAUGUUUCUGCCUCAACAAUUUGCAAUUGCAUAUGGUCUCACCAACAAGAAGUGUGCGUUGAUCUUAAGAGAUGAAAGACAAAACUCGUGGAAUAUAAAGCUAAAUUCCAAUGGUAAUCGAACCUAUAUUGGAGAUGGAUGGCGUAAAUUUGCUGUGGAAAAGUAUUUAAAGGAAGGAGACCGUAUAAUGUUUGAGAUCGUUACUAAUGGAGAAACACCAGUAUGGAAAUUUCGAAUUGUUACUGAUGGAGAAACUCCAAUGAGGAAGUUUCAAGAAAAAUCAAGGCCCAACAUCAAGUUGUCAAAUAAGACUUCUUCCCAUGCAGAAGCUGCUACUAUUCAAUCUCAUUUUGAGUGCACCAUUGCACAAUAUUGUAUUUCAAGAGGUUAUUUGUAUAUCCCUAAACAAUUUGCAUAUUCGAACGGUCUGAACAACAAGAAAUGCGAUUUGAUUAUAAGAGAUGAAAGACAAAGAUCGUGGAAUUUAAAGUUUCGUUAUUGGAGAACUGAAGUCAAUAUUAGAGAUGGAUGGUAUAAAUUCAUGGUCGAUAAUUGCCUAAAGAAGGGAGAUCGAAUAAUGUUUGAAGUUGUUACUAAUGGAGAGACACCAAUAUGGAAAUUUGAAGUUGUUACUAAUGGAGGAACUUCAAUGCACAAGUUUCAAGACAUUAAGAAAAAGCCCUCAAAUCCUCUGAAUGCACAAGUAUCUACUUCAACUUCUGGUGGUGAUGAUGAUCAUCCUUAUUUUGUUUCAACCAUCAAACCUUAUUGCAUCAGCAAGCCAAUUUUGGCAAAUUUUCUGGAAAAGUUGCAAAGAGAGUGGAACAUUGAAGCAACUCGACUUAAAAUUCCUAUAGGUUUCGUGAAGUAUUUGAAGGGACAUGAUCAAUAUGAACAUGCAAUACUUAGAAGGGUUGGUAAGAAGUGUCUAGUGAAACUAAAUGAACAUCGAUUCGAAGAGGGAUGGGAAAAAUUUGUAGAGGAUCAUGAUGUGCAAUUGGGAGAUAUGUUGGUGUUUAGACAUGAAGGAAAUAUGGAAUUUGAGGUUUUCAUCUUUGAUUCAACUUAUUGUGACCGAGAAUAUGCAGAGUGUAUGCAAAUACAAGAACAGGACGAGGAUGAGGACGAGGACGAGGUACAAGAAGGAGAUACUUCAAAGAAAUUUGAAUUCAAUGACAAACCAAACCCCUGCAUCAUGUCUUCAAACAGGGCAUUUCUCGAUACGGAAGAAGUUUCUACUCAUUUCGUGUUCACUGUUAAACCAUAUUGCCUUACAAAUGGUUACUUUCGCCUUCCUAAAAAAUUUGCACUGGCAAAUGGUUUCGUGAAGACAUGUGAUUUGAUUAUACGAGAUGAAAGACAAAGGUCGUGGAAUUUAAGGCUAACUGCCUAUGGUUCUGAGAUCUAUAUAGUAGGUGGAUGGAAGGAAUUCCGUGAUGCAAAUUGCUUAAAAGUGGGAGAUUGUAGAAUGUUUGAAGUUGUUACUAACGGAGAAAAACCUGUAUGGAAAUUUCAUGAUAAACCAAGCCCCAACAUCAAGUCAUCAAACAAGUCAUUUCUCUAUGGUGAAGCAGUUAGUCCGAAGCCAUUUGGUUAUUCUCGUUUUGUAUGCACUGUUAGACCUUAUUGCCUUUCAAAUGAUUUCUUGCGCAUUCCUAAGAAAUUUGCUCAUGCAAAUGGUCUCAUCAACAAGAAACGUGAUUUGAUUGUUAGAGAUGAAAGGCAAAGGUCGUGGGAUUUAAGGUUAUGUUAUUUUGGAACUUGUGUAUGUAUUAAAGGCGGAUGGCAUGAAUUUCGUGAUUCAAAUUGCUUAAAGGAAGGAGAUCGCAUAAUGUUUGAUGUUGUUACUAAUGGAGAGAAACCAAUAUGGCAAUUUCAUGGCACAAAAAAUCUGGAGAUUGGUUGA
Molecule: messenger RNA, 2445 nt
Organism: Solanum tuberosum (potato)
Lineage: Eukaryota; Viridiplantae; Streptophyta; Magnoliopsida; Solanales; Solanaceae
Product: putative B3 domain-containing protein REM15
Exons: 14
Coding region: 1-2445 (814 amino acids)
Molecular function (GO): DNA binding
Source: RefSeq, a predicted model, not a curated record